GGAACUUUGGAUGGACACAAGCCGAGACGGUUUCAAGUUCUAAUCGUAUAUACUCAGCACUCCUCGUUUACCACACUCAAUUUUCGUGGAUGAUAAAUUCACGGUAGUGGCCAUGCUCCGAACCUUCUUGCUUCUGGGCCUGCCGGGGCUCGUACAAGAAGCAUUCGGCAAGAACGUGUAUCUCGACUGGAACAUCACAUGGGUUAACGCAGCACCAAAUGGUGUCGAGCGACCGAUUAUCGGUAUCAACGGUCAAUGGCCGUGUCCACAGAUAGACGUCCACAUUGGGGACAACUUGGUGGUAGAUGUCUACAAUGCCCUCGGAAACCAGUCCACCGGCAUCCAUUGGCAUGGAUUUCAUCAGAACUACAAUACCUUCAUGGACGGUGUACCUGACAUAACUCAAUGCCCGAUCAAACCAAAGCAGCGCAUGCGAUACGUUAUUCCGGUCAAUCAAACCGGAACGUAUUGGUAUCAUUCCCACCAAGAAGGCCAGUAUCCCGAUGGAAUUCGGGGACCGAUUGUUGUUCACGACACGGCACCAUUACCUUUCCAUUACGACGAGGAGAUCACUGUCACACUCUCGGAUUGGUACAACAGACAGAUGCCCCAGCUCACCGAAGAUUACGUCUACCCAGCGGACGGGCCGGCUGGACUAGAGCCGUUGCCAGAUGCGGUUCUGUUCAACGAUGCAGUCGGAACCAAGAUCCCAGUCAAGCCGAACAAGACCUACCUCAUCCACGUUGUCUGCAUGGGAAACUGGGCCGGACAUGCGUUCAUUGUUGAGGAUCACGAUCUGACUGUCGUCCGAGCUGAUGGCAUUCUCGUGGAACCAAAACUUGCGACACCUCAAUACCUGCGGAUGACUGUUGGACAGCGCCUCGACCUACUCUUGACAACAAAGAAUAACACAAGCAGGAACUACGCAAUCUGGGACGGCCUUGAUAUUGACGAGAUGUUUAUCCGAGAGAACCGCGCAAUGCCUGAAGGAUACAAUGCUAACGGUACUGCAUGGCUGAUGUACAAUGAAGAUGCGCCCUUCUUACCGUCCCCGGACAUUCAGAUCCAUAACGCAAGUCUGGAGUUCUUGGACGACGUAACGCUCACACCGGUAGACGGCCUUCCGCUGCUUGAGCCAGUGUCUCGACAAAUCGUCUUGGACUUCAACUAUGCCCAGAUUGACGGUGUUCCAACGUACACUAUCAAUGGCAACACGUACGAAACUCCCAAGGAGCCUACCUUGUAUACAGCCUUGGCUGCCGGCAGUGAAGAGUCUUUGGACCCGUCGAUAUAUGGUUCCAUCAAUCAAUAUGUGGUCGAGUAUGGUGAAGUCGUGGAGCUUGUCAUCAACAACAACCACAACAACCUGCACCCUUGGCAUUUGCAUGGACAUGACUUCCAGAUCCUCCAACGUACAUACCCGAACGGUGGUGCUUUCAACGGCUAUGGCAAUAUCUCGGCAGUUCCGUCGCGACGAGACACUCUCAUGGUCGAACCCAAGGGCCAUGCUCCUUUACGUAUCUGGAUGUUUCAUUGCCAUAUCGAAUUUCAUGUUGAAACCCGUCUCAUGGCCGUGAUUAUUGAAGCACCAGACCAUUUGCAGAACCUGUCUAUGCCAGCUGAUCAUAGAGACAUCUGCAGUGGCAAGCCAAGUCUUUUCGCGCCUCUGCCGCCUCUUCCAGGUUUCUGA
Messenger RNA from Aspergillus japonicus CBS 114.51, 1690 nucleotides. It is a transcript of the gene abr1, whose product is annotated as multicopper oxidase abr1. Gene Ontology annotation, cellular component: high-affinity iron permease complex. NCBI's taxonomy places the organism in Eukaryota, Fungi, Ascomycota, Eurotiomycetes, Eurotiales, Aspergillaceae. Gene Ontology annotation, molecular function: copper ion binding; ferroxidase activity. The transcript is spliced from 4 exons. Gene Ontology annotation, biological process: cellular response to iron ion starvation; reductive iron assimilation. The record is from RefSeq and is a predicted model, not a curated record. Bases 113 to 1690 code for a protein of 525 amino acids.